AAAUAACUAAAGGAUUGUGUUCUGAUCAGUUCUCAAAUCUUGCAAACAGACAUUAUUAAGAGUUCUCCCAUCUCUGUAACUAUUGGAGAAGAAUAACAAUGGCGGAUAUUUACGAAGUUCCUGUAAAGCUUGAGGGAAAGCGUAAAGCAAUGGUUGUUUCCUGUAUUCUUGGGAUCGGAUCUUUCGUUGCUUGGAACAGUCUGCUUACUAUUGGAGAUUACUACUACCAAGUUUUCCCGGAUUACCAUCCUUCAAGAGUACUCACAUUUGUAUACCAACCAUUUGCGCUUGGAACAAUCGUGAUUCUUGCAUACCACGAAUCAAAAAUCAACACUCGAACACGUAACCUGAUCGGUUACAGUCUAUUCACAAUAUCCACAUUCUUGCUCAUCGUCUUGGAUUUGGCUACAAAAGGACACGGUGGGAUCGGACCUUAUAUCGGUAUAUGCGCAAUCAUCGCUUUGUUUGGUAUUGCGGAUGCUGUAGUACGAGGAGGAAUGCUUGGAGACUUGUCCUUGAUGAGCCCUGGACUCAUCCAGUCCUUCACGGCUGGUAUGGCUGUAGCUGGUGCUCUAACGUCAAUAUUUAGGCUAAUAACUAAAGCAGCCUUCGAGAAAUCGCAUGACGGUCUACGAAAAGGAGCAAUGAUCUUUUUAGCAAUCUCCACAUUCAUAGAGUUACUAUGCGUGUUGCUAUAUGCGUACGUGUUCCCGAAACUCCCAAUCGUUAAGUAUUAUCGAGGAAAAGCCGCUUCUCAAGGAUCCAAAACUGUUUCUGGUGAUCUUGCUGCUGGUAGUAUCCAAAAUCAACCAGCUUCGACUGAUGAUGAUUCAAAGAAACAAAGGCUACAAAAAAGAGAGCUAUUGCUUCAAAACGUAGACUAUGCAGCGAAUCUAUUCCUCAUCUAUGUUUUGACACUAUCCAUUUUGCCCGGGUUCUUAUACGAGAACACUGGACAACACGGGCUAGGUGUGUGGUACGCGCUUGUCCUAAUAUCGAUUUACAAUUGGUCGGACUUGAUCGGGAGGUACGCACCGAUGGUGAAAUGGCUCAAGAUUGAGAAUAGAAAAGGACUAACGGUUGCAGUUUUGGUCCGUUAUUUACUCGUUCCAGCGUUAUACUUCACCGCAAAACAUGGCGAUAAAGGAUGGAUGAUUAUGCUCAUUUCUAUUUUGGGACUGACUAAUGGACAUCUUACUGUUUGCAUUCUCAUCACAGCUCCUAAAGAAUACACGGGUCCCGAAAAGAAUGCGUUAGGGAACUUGCUGGUGAUUUUUGUAUUAGGAGGAGCGUUUGCAGGAUCUGGUCUUGGUUGGUUAUGGCUUAUUGGAAAGGAAAAUGCCUUCUGAGUUCUCAUUUAAUUGGAAACUACUUUCUUUCUUAAGGGUCAUUG
Messenger RNA from Thlaspi arvense, 1393 nucleotides. Lineage: Eukaryota; Viridiplantae; Streptophyta; Magnoliopsida; Brassicales; Brassicaceae. The record is from the annotation of a GenBank genome assembly.